AUGAAUUAUUACUGUGAGUUUCCAGUUGAUCCGGCUAUGAUCAUAUUAAAAAAGCUAUCAAAGAGUGAUCUUAUUGGUAAUGUGAAACUACCGAAAAAGCAAGUAAUGUCUGUUUUCAAGAAGAUGGAAGGCGUUACAGAUGAGACUUUGCUAAACGGUAUCGAAGUGAAAGUCCUCGAUCUGGCAGAAGCAAACCCCGACACUAACUACAAAGGCGAUGAGUACACAGUUACUCUGAGAGGUGUUGACAACGAUAAAUUUUAUUUCGGUGAUGGUUGGAGUACUAUGAAGUAUUCGAUGGAUCUCAACGAAGGCGAAACUCUGAAGCUCUAUUGGGAUUACUUACAGGGAAUAUUCAUUGUUCUCAAUAUUCCAUAUUUAGUUAUGGAAGAAGAAUGA
Messenger RNA from Eutrema salsugineum, 399 nucleotides. RefSeq names its product B3 domain-containing protein At1g43171. NCBI's taxonomy places the organism in Eukaryota, Viridiplantae, Streptophyta, Magnoliopsida, Brassicales, Brassicaceae. The record is from RefSeq and is a predicted model, not a curated record. The transcript has a single exon. The coding region runs from base 1 to 399 and encodes 132 amino acids. Gene Ontology annotation, molecular function: DNA binding.